Messenger RNA from Nothobranchius furzeri (turquoise killifish), 1882 nucleotides. RefSeq names its product ankyrin repeat and SOCS box containing 16 (gene asb16). Gene Ontology annotation, molecular function: protein binding. The record is from RefSeq and is a predicted model, not a curated record. Lineage: Eukaryota; Metazoa; Chordata; Actinopteri; Cyprinodontiformes; Nothobranchiidae. Gene Ontology annotation, biological process: intracellular signal transduction.
UGAACUAGUAUUUGAGUAACUAUCUUGUGACUGUGUCCACAGAAGAAGGGAGAAGUGUUAUCGUUAUAGUUUAUAGUUUACAGUAUGUAGUUAUAAUCAUCCUAUAGUUAUUUUAAAAGACAGUACAUCUAGUUAUGUGAGUGUUCACUUGAUCCAUGGUAGAAUUUUUUUUUUGACUUACAGCACUACUGAAGGGUGAGUAGGUAUUUUUUGGCUGAUAUAGUACUGCUUAUCGUGUAUGGAGUUGAGAUUAAAUUAUAUAACUAACAACAUAAGUGUGUUUGUUCAUCAAGCCGACAGAGAUUUGACCUUAAUAAGACUUGUUUUAGGAUCCCAUGUCAAAGAACACAUUUCCUUUCACCUCUGCCUCGCUGCGCUCACUCAGACUGGAGCAGGAGCUCCAAGAAUGGGAGGAUGCACGGCGAGCUUUGGCCCAUAGAAGAAGCAUGACCAGGUCCCCGCUGCCGAGCCCUCCCCGGCUUCCUCCCAGGCAGCGGCGGCUUCAGGAGGUACGAGCCCCUCCACCCCAAGUUCACUGCAGAGACACAGCCAUCCACAACACCUUCAUGUGUGGGGACAUGAAGGGAGUUUACGCCGUGCUGAAGGACCCUGCGAUGGUCAAUGCCCUGAUGGAGACAGUGCACGAGGAGAUGGUGUGGGCUCCAGAGAUGGGAAUGUGGACGCUGAGCUCCAAGGUGAGACAAACUACAGCCUUACACCUGGCUGCCAGCAGGGGACAUGCAGCGUGUGUGGAGGAGCUGCUGUUUCGUGGAGCUGAGGUUAACGCUGACCCUGGAGGAAACACCGCUCUACACGAUGCAUGUACCGGAGCCCACUCUGUUUGUGUCCAGCUGUUGCUGUCUCAUGGAGCAGACUCUGAACGGUUGUCAGCAGACGGCAGCGCCCCUCUUCACCUCUGUACCUCUGCACUGUCGUUCCACUGUGCCAAGUUGCUUCUGGAAGGAGGUGCAAACGUCAACAUAAGGAGUCGGGAGUCGAGGCUUACACCUCUGCAUGUGGCUGCCCAGCGAGGCCUGGAGGAGCAUGUGGAGCUAUUUCUCAGCCAUGGAGCAGAUGUUUUAGCCACUAAUCAGGAGGGCGAGACUCCUCUGAAUGCUGCAUGCUCCAGAGCGGAAAGGCCUUCUGAAGCAGGGCGCUAUCUUCGAGUGAUCCAGAAGCUGCUGGGUGCAGGAGCUGAUCCCCAAACUGCGGGCAGGAAACGGCACACCCCGCUGCACAACGCCUGUGCAAACUGCUGCUCCAGAAUUGCAGAUGUUCUCCUGCUGCACGGAGCUAAAGCCGACAUUAAAAACUGUGCAGGGUACACUCCAAUGGACUGUCUGUUGCAGGUGGUGGAAGACUACCAAACCCAACAACCUGAGGAGAUAGCGCGAUCCCUUCUGAACCACGGAGCCAAACCUGUUUCACCAAAGAUGCUGAAACUCUGUGCUCCGGUCCCUGCCGUUCUAGAAGUGAUGCUGAAUUCAUACAUGUCCCUCCCUCCAUGUGAAUGGAUGGACUCUCUGUCUGAUGAGGUGUAUGAGGAGCACGGGCCUUUCUUAGACUUGGUGCAUCAGCGAAGUGCCUCGCCUCGCUCCCUGCAGCAUCUGAGUCGACACGCUUUGCGGCUGCAUUUAGGAGCCCGAUGUCACUCAGCUGUCGGGAAACUGGACAUUCCCAGCUCAGUGAGGGAUUAUCUGCUGCUGUACAAUGAUGGGACUCUAAAGUAAAGUUUUAAUGUUUCUGUGCCAUCUGUGGACACAUUAGACAAGUUAUAUUAUUGUUUAUCAUUGGUAAAGCCAUUUUCCUGACUAAUCUUGUAUUUACAUAUAAAUCAAUGCUUUUAUUUCAAAGUGGGAAUAAAUAAAUGCAAUAAAUUUAA